UAACAAAAGUUUCUCAAAACUUACUUCAAGAUGAUAUAUUGACCGAUCGGCCAUCUUGGAAUACUGCGUGGACUAAAUCAGACGUUGGGUUCUUGCAAUUUCUUGCGAAAUGUAGAAUUUACGAGAAUAAACUACAUCAUCGACGUUGUUAGAGUAUUAGUUUGGACCAGGUCUUAUUGUUUUAGGAUUGGAUAAGUUGGAAUAUGUUCCAUGAACCACUAAAUCAGUCGUAUAAGAUGAUAACCACAAAGAGAAUAUGACGGCCCAUUAUUCCAAGAUGUGGACGAAAAUUCUCAGUUGUGUUUUUCUCUUACUCUACAUCAUCAAUUAUGGUACAGCACAGAACACGACCGAAGAGACACCAGGCGGGACGAUCACGGGCGACGCCGUCACACCUAUCGUGGAGAGUACGACGUCGGGAUACGAAGGCCCGAGCAGGGCGGAAAUCAGGUGGCUCACGAUCGUGGACGAACUCAUGGCUCAGAAGUCGCAGAGUUUCAAUGAUACGUUCUUUCAAACUAUAGAGACAUAUCCAUUUGAGACCUCAUGGGUCAUUGAGGAUACCUACUUCAACAGUGACUACAUGUUGAACACGACCACGCGGCCAGACCUGACAACGUUAUCAUCCGACGAGCUCCUCCAGAUCCUCUCCGUGGUCAUCGACGUACUCGACGACAGUAGCGUGAACAUAACGACCAGGGAGGUAUUGGUGACCACGGCCUUCAUGCAAGACCUCACGGCCACCAUCCUCCUCGAGAUGUCGGAGAACGAACUCACCGCUGAUUUCGGAGAGUUCGAGAGUGUCAUGUCGUAUAUCAUUGAAAUAUGUGAUAUCCUACUGGACGAAGAAUACGUGGAUCUGUGGUUGGACAUUCAGAGAGCCUAUCCUGUCUAUGCUGCGGUGAUUGAGACCGUCGACGUUGCAUCGUUGGCCAUCGCCAACCUGAUCGAGUCCCCGGGAACGCUGAAGUCAGACGUAAAGAACAUCAACUUCUUUCUCGUCAAGGAUUCAUGGUACAACCUCACCCAGACGUAUCAGGACUACGUUUUCCAGGUCAGCGACAACGAGGGUAUCCUCAUCCCAGAACUGUACCUUGAGCAGGCAGAAUUCGACUAUUAUGAUGAAGUAGCAUUGGUGAGCGUGCAGUAUAAAGGCGUAAGCGACUUUAUGGGGAAGAACAAGACCCGUGUUUCAGUAUCAACGACAAUCAGAGAACAAAGCUCCUAUAAUCCAAGGAUAUUAAACAAUGAUGUGAUCUCUAUGACAGCCAUCCGUGUUCCAGACUUCAGUAGUACGAGUAUACCAGUAAUAUAUAGGAUGUCACAUAUAGAAAAGAAACUCGAGCAUUGGGACGUUAUAUGUGCCUUUUGGAAUUUCGAUAAAUUCUCUGAUGAAGGUGGUGUCUGGGAUGAUACCGGGUGUGAAGUGAUUGAGGUAUCCUCCUCUGCCUGGUCAACCCAAUGUUUCUGUAAUCACACAACCAAUUUUGGCUUGAUUCUUCUUGAACACGACCCCGAGUACGUUGAUUGGCAUUUCAUCAUCCAAACUUGGCUAUGGUCCAUCGCAGCAGGAGUCUCGGUCUUGCCAUUAUUUCCUUUCUUUGGAUUCCUCAUCUACCUAACGACGAUUAAUUCAAAGCGUAGGUCGGCACAAAUCAACUUUGUUUUCAGUUUGAUCAUGAUGUUACUCGUGCUAGCUACAAAUGAGGUCGCUAAGUGGCAAAAGAGCGAUUAUGCAUGUAUGGGGUUCGGUAUAGCCAUGCAUCUCUUCACUACGUCCACGUUUGCAUGGUUGUUUGUCAUCAGUAUUCUUCUAUUCACACGCGUCACAGAGUUCACAAGUAAAGAGGCGCCGCAUUGGUUGGCCUUUCUGAUUGGAUGGGGUACUCCUAUCCUAACUGUUGGUGUGACCGGUAGCUUGCUCUACACAGAAUACGGAAUAGGGCCAAGAUGCUGGUUUAAUAAUAACAGUAAGAUUAAGAUGGCACUCAUGGUACCCACCUUAGUUUACAGUGUGCUAACUAUAUUACUUCUCUUGGCAUCAAUACGAGCUAUUGUACAGGCAGGGAAAAUUACCCUCUUUGAGAGAGAAAAAGAAGAACUGCUGAAAUUAAGAGCAACAUGUCUGUGCUUCCUCGCACUGUCUCCUGAACUUAGCAUCUUUUAUUUCUGCGGCCAUUUUUCUUUUAUCAAUCCGAUGAUUGGGUAUGUCUUCGGUGGUCUCAUGCCCUUCCAGGGUCUCCUUGUGGUUCUUCUUGAGAAGCAUUUUAAUAAAGAGCUUGAAGAGGCAUAUAAGAUAAAGAAGAAUCCUCCAGAAGAACUAAAGGAUGAAUAUGAUAUUUGGGCCGCGGAAUUGGAUGAUGCCGUCAGAGGCGACCCUUCGUUGGCACAAGAGGAAGAAUAUUUCAGUAGUGGCAGGAAGUCAAAAGCGUCGGUGCUUUCAAUGCGAGGAAUCAAGCUAGCGAAGGCUGUCCGGAACGCUAAGCCGCAAAUGGUUGGUGGAACUGCUACGAAGACUACAGGCAACAAAAAGAAGAAAAAGAAGAAGAAGAAGGCAAACGAAACCCCGACCGAAGUUCUGAAAGAGACUGCGGUCCGAGAGCAAGCCGAUGGCGAGAGCCGUGGUCGUAACUCCACCGAACCUCCGCCGCCGUCGAUGCCGCCGAGCAAACCCAAGAUUGGAUUCAUGAAGACAGAUUACUCCGAGCUCGAUGAACAGUCUCCGUAUAGGACGAAACAGACCGCAAGCGAGAUCGCCGCAACACUGCCAAGGAGCGCGACCUCAAGAACACCCGCUGGUCGAACCACGCCCGGAAGACGAACACCGAGUGGAAAGAAAUCCCCUCGGAAGACCCCCACCCCGAGAAAGAGCCCGAUACCGCGAAGUCCGUCCUUACCCGGCGCACCCGACGAUCCCGAGGAAGACUUCGGCGCCUUGCUGGCGCCACCACCGAGAAAGAAGGGCGAUGGGUCGAGUCCGAUUGGAGAUCGGAAGUCACCCGAAGGUGCGGUGGUAAAUGAUGCCUACGAGUACGAUGACGAAUACUAUGAUGAGAACGGGGAAUACUACGAUGACGAGUACUACGAUGACUACGGCGAGUAUGAUGAGAAUGGAGAAUAUUACGACGACGAGUAUUAUGAAGAUGGAGAAUAUGACGAUUACGGGGAAUAUGAGGAAGAAUACUAAAAAUGUUAAGUGUGCAUCGCCGUGGAUUAUGUUAAUGUUUUCUUAGAAUAAUGAAAAAACCAUGUCAUGAUCUACCCCAAGAGUAAUCACAGAUAAUUAUGUCUUCCUGAGAUAUUAGACUCCAAACUCGAAAUAAAUGCCAAUAUUAAAUUCUGCUGUUUGAGAAAGAAUGACUUAUACUUCAUUCAGCGAAUUCAACUUGAAAGUCACCUCUGUUCUAAUCACGCCUUCUUUUACCCAGUCUGUUGGAAAUGUUUUUCAAUGUGCAGACAGACCUAUUCUUUGCUCAUUUAUCUUUCUACAUGAAUAAAGAAAGUAGGGUAUUAUCGAAAAGACAUCCUAAGUAAUAUUUGAAUAUUCAUUUCGUCCACUCAAAAGUGGCAUGGCGAUGGUACCAUGAUUAUUCCAAAGCCCUUCACACACUCUACGACUGAUCCACGAUCCGUCUUUGGAAUAAAUAGCAUUUUGCUUAUUUUCUGACAUUGUAAAUGGAAAUUUACAUUUGAAGUUCGAACAACUAUAAAUAUAUGAGUAUAAAAAUUUUGGCGAUUGCAAUUUGGAAUAAAGGCCAGUUUGGUUUCAAAUCGUAGCCAUUCGUACGAUUGCAAUGACGUCAUUACGACUAGAUAUUCAAUUCGCGUUUGUUCUAAUUCGGAUGGUAGCAUAGUCACAUAUUUGAACGUAAGACUUUUACGAUGAUUUAGAGCUUUGAACAGUAAGAUGUUCCAUGUCUCUUUAUUCGUAGCAAAUUUUAAUCCGCUCUAUUCCACCAUCGGAUCGCAGACCAAUCGGUAAGGUGUGCGGUAGCAUCUAAGAUGCAAAGUGCUUAAUGCGUACAAUGUCAUUUUUAAUCAUUUAUAUAAUAGAUUAUCUUUUGCAUAUUGAGAGUUCAUGUGAGAAUGCCAAAGUCAUAUAAGUGUAAAUAUAGAAUUUAAGACUGACUAAAAAUUGCC
Lytechinus variegatus (green sea urchin) is the source of this 4140-nucleotide messenger RNA. RefSeq lists its product as uncharacterized. Gene Ontology annotation, molecular function: G protein-coupled receptor activity; transcription corepressor activity. Gene Ontology annotation, biological process: cytoskeleton organization; negative regulation of hippo signaling; cell surface receptor signaling pathway. The transcript is spliced from 23 exons. NCBI's taxonomy places the organism in Eukaryota, Metazoa, Echinodermata, Echinoidea, Temnopleuroida, Toxopneustidae. The record is from RefSeq and is a predicted model, not a curated record. Bases 257 to 3187 code for a protein of 976 amino acids. Gene Ontology annotation, cellular component: transcription regulator complex; adherens junction; P-body.